This is a messenger RNA of Rhinolophus ferrumequinum (greater horseshoe bat), 1461 nucleotides long. It is a transcript of the gene CMSS1, whose product is annotated as cms1 ribosomal small subunit homolog. Bases 391 to 1248 code for a protein of 285 amino acids. The record is from RefSeq and is a predicted model, not a curated record. The transcript is spliced from 12 exons. NCBI's taxonomy places the organism in Eukaryota, Metazoa, Chordata, Mammalia, Chiroptera, Rhinolophidae. Gene Ontology annotation, cellular component: nucleus; 90S preribosome.
CUGCGGGGCGGAGGCGACGCUGUCUGAGAAAAGGCUCCGCGUGUUGGAUCUCGGACCCGGGGCUAAGGGACAGCGCGAGUCCCCGCCGCCAGCCGCCUUUCCCUAGUGAUCCGCCCACGUCGAGUCCCGCGUGGAGAUGGCAGACGAUCUUGGAGACGAUUGGUGGGAGGACCGGCCGGCCCGAGCGGCCAGCAGCCCAGCUACCUCUGCAGCCCCCCGCGUACCUCCUGCUCUGCAACGUUGACAGCCUAGCCAAGCUCAUUCUUCAUGCCUGACCCUUGUGCCUUUGUCUAUAGAAUCUUGCUUUCGAGUAGAGGGGACAGUGACUGCAGCUCUAUUGCUCUCUGAGCAGAGUCUCCUGAGGAUGAGGAUUUGCGCUUCUCCUUGGUUAUGGUUCUCCCAUCUCCUGUGCACAGCGCCGUCCCCAGGUACACUUUCCUGCCUGGAAUACCUUUCCCCUCUUCUCUGCCUGAAGCAUCAGGUGAUGAAGGAGGAGGAGACACAGAAAUGAAGCAGCAGAAGACAGCUCCGGCUCCUGCCCCAUCAAAGAAAACCAAACAGCCUAAGGAAUGUUUCUUGAUACAACCAAAGGAAACAAAAGAAGAAUCCACCAAGACCAGGAAAUGGAGAAAGAAGAAAAUUACUGACAUUCUUGCAAAAUCAGAGCCCAAACCAGGCACACCUGAAGACCUCCAGAAGCUGAUGAAGGACUAUUACAGCAGCAACCGUUCAGUGAUUGAAUUAGAAGAACUUAACCUACCAGACUCCUGUUUCCUCAAGGCCAAUGAUUUGACUCAUAGUCUUUCAUCAUACCUAAAAGAAAUCUGCCCUAAGUGGGUAAAACUUCGCAAAAACCAUACUGAGAAGAAAUCGGUCCUGAUGCUGAUCCUCUGCAGCUCUGCCGUCCGAGCCCUGGAGCUCAUUAGGUCGAUGACAGCAUUCAAAGGAGACAGCAAAGUUAUGAAAUUAUUUGCGAAACACAUAAAGGUCCAGGAGCAGGUAAAGUUGCUGGAGAAGCGUGCCGUGCACCUGGGUGUAGGAACUCCAGGGAGGAUUAAAGAACUUGUGAAACAAGGUGGCCUUAAUUUGAACCCCUUAAAGUUUCUGGUUUUUGACUGGAACUGGAGAGAUCAGAAAUUGAAGAGGAUGAUGGACAUUCCCGAGAUAAGAAAGGAGGUUUUUGAACUUCUGGAAAUGGGAGUCCUCAGUCUGUGCAAGUCAGAAUCUUUGAAGCUGGGCCUUUUCUAAAUCUGGGUCCUAAUGAGAAUUCCAGUUUUCAUAGUGGGAUUUGCAUCUUGUUUAAUGGCUCUGGAGUACACUGCAAUCACUCAGUUGUUUGAUUAUGUUAACUGUAUCACAAGGUGGAUCACUCGGAAUGUUUGAUGGGAGCUGUUUGACCAAAAUGAAUCUGUCCUUUGCCAACUUUCUGUAUAAUAAAGUAUCACUAGCUUAUUUUUCUUU